AUGAAAAGAUGUCGCCUGUUGUUGCUGGCAGCCCUGUUCAGCUUUGCGAAAUGCAAUCCAGAUAUAAGUCAUGGACCCGUGGAGCCAUCCGCACCGUCCCAGCAGCUUCUUUCGUUGGAAGACUUGCAAGACAUGAUCAGCUCUCUUGAAGAGCGACGAAGACAACUGCAUAGUAACACCACAUCGCCGGCGCAAAGACGUUUGGGGAUGCACUCGCACUCCGGGGCGCACUCAGACUUGGGCAUGCACUUGGACUCGGAGAUGGUGGAUUCGGAGACUGAAGAGCUGAAGCCGACUCAACAAGCUACGUGUUCUUUUGAUAUCAUAGGUAUCACGCUUGCAGUGGCCAGGACUGGGACUGUGCUCUAUUUUGUGCAGGAUACUUGUAAGAACACGGAGACGAUCAAUCAGAAGUCUGCAUGUGCUGCAACAAUCAACGGAUUAUUUGCGACGAUCGGCUUUCUGAUUUCCUUCAUGUCUGACAGCAUCAACGCCUGUCAGACAACCUUGAACAUACCUGCCACGUGCUCCGCAGUUGGGGGCAAUUUAUUAGCUAUCCUGGGAAUUCUCGGUGGCAGCAUUUCAUCUUUGGAAAACAGCUGUCGAGCCGUCACGCUCGCAAAUGAAAACCCAGAGUGGCUACAGUAUGUCAAGGAAAAGCCAAAAUGGUUGAAAUAUGUCAAGCGACGUUUGUCGGGCCGUUCGUCUGAAAGGCCAACCAAUGCAGGUGUGAAGCAGAUGCACUCUACUGCCAAGCUUCCUCCUCUGCCAGUUCGAAGCAUUCUUUCAGAGGCGAUGAUUCAAGAGAUCAGGAACAACCUGUCCGCAGCGGAGUUCAGGAGGGUUGAGAUUGCGCAAUGUACUUUUGAUACAAUGCUUACAGCGAUGUUCUUCGGAAGAGGUCUUCUGGAUAUCUACAAUGCCGCAAUGCAUAGUCCCUGCACGGUCGCUGACGAUUUCGAUCACCAAUUGGACCAAGAUGCUACGUGCAUGGUGCAAGUAUCCGGCAUGAUAACCACGUUUGACUUCGUCGGGGCGCUUAUAUCCUUAGUAGUCUCAGAGUGUCCAGAGGGCGCAAACAUCAAGGCCUUGUGCGCAUCAGAUGCUACGAUCCUUGUUGGCGCAGUUUCAGGGCUGUUGCAGACCGGCGCCUCCUUCCUGUUGGUUUGUGGGCAGGAAUCUGAUGAGAUCGAUCACAUCCUUGAUGACAUCGGGCCAGAUAUCGUUCCGUGA
Cladocopium goreaui is the source of this 1233-nucleotide messenger RNA. The record is from the annotation of a GenBank genome assembly. NCBI's taxonomy places the organism in Eukaryota, Dinophyceae, Suessiales, Symbiodiniaceae.